Messenger RNA from Adineta ricciae, 591 nucleotides. Lineage: Eukaryota; Metazoa; Rotifera; Eurotatoria; Adinetida; Adinetidae. The record is from the annotation of a GenBank genome assembly.
AUGAAAUUCAGUUUGGUUGUUUUUCUUCUCGCCAGCGCAUCUUUGCUCGCUGUUAAGUCGUUAUCUCCAAUACGGCAAUACGUUAUUCGUCGUGAUUUCUUCUCGAACUUCAAAGCUGGUGAAUUUUCCGUGUACGACACUGACGAAAAACAUCUUUAUUAUCGUAUCGAAUCGAAAUAUUUUCCCUUACAGAAGAUCGAACUCAUUGCUUACCCAUCUAAACAAACCGUUGGCAAGCUGCAAGCAAAACUUAAUCUGCUUCUCUACAAAGGCGAGUUUUCGUUUCAAAAUCCUCUUUCAAACCAAUGGAUCAAUGGGAUUAUCGAACAAAAAUUUGUUUUAGCCCGUGAUGUAUUUGCUAUCACGUGGAAUGGACAUCAAAUAACAGUGCAGAAAGAACUAGGUUCAUUGACGAAUCAUUUCUAUGAUGGGAAUACUUUGUUGGCACAAUUUCGACUUCGACCUGCAUCGGUUCUCUGGGCACGAAAAUAUGAUAUGCAGAUCUUUUCAGAUAAAUAUCCUGAAAAUAUCUAUUUACUAGCAUUAGCUGCUCGUGACCAUACAAUUUCAUCAAAGAAAUUCAAGUUGUAA